AUGCCCAAGUCUAGCUCUGGACAUCGACAGUCCAGUCGCAGUCAUCCAGAACCUCACCUAAACGAAGAUGUACUCCGAAAAGUUUUGUCUUACGCCAGCGAGGGGACUUUAUGGCGGACAAGAAGGGUCUCGCGAGGGCUGAAGAUGAUAGCGGACGCCAAGUUGAAGCCUUUUCUGGCAACGCAACGGGUGCUGUCUGAUGCCGCAUCCUCUAUUGACAUCUAUGAUCAUGACGAUAGACGCUGGCGCAAGAAGCAGAAAUCUCGCUACCGGAACCGGCUGGAACACGUCCACGCCCGCUUCGCCUACCACCUUGACACCUAUCCUCCUGCGUCCUCGCGUAUACGGCAUAUGUCCCUCGAACUGCGGGAGGACACGCUAUACGACUGGCCGCUGCUGGGCAGAAUUGGUCCCCAGCUGAUUAGCCUCCAGUUGGUCAUCCACGAUGAACUGGAAUGGUUCCACUGGGAGCCACGGGCUCGCUCACCAAAAAUCGCCUGGGACAAGAACGGGGAGGACUGGCGCGAGUGGGUCAUGGAUGACUAUGACAGCGGUUCUAUACGGGCGGCACAGAACACUCGCAAUCUACACAAGGCCUUUGCCCCAAUACUGUCUUGGUCGGACCGGCUGGACCACUCCAUCCGGUUCCCCCUUAUUCGGACCCUCAGCCUCAUCGCCACCGCUCGGGUCGUGAAUCACUUCGUCGCUGCCGCUAGACACUUCCCCAACCUGGUAGAGCUCACGCUCGCUUGUCCAUGGGCCGACAAGUACAACCUACAUGACGCGGACCCGCCAAUUAUCCGUCGCUCGUUCCCCAGCGUAACACAUCUCGUCGUGACCGGACGCACGCGGAUCGCGGUCCACGCGCUCAGCGUGCUCCAUCGCUCCCUCUUUAACGUCAAACAUCUCGUCUUUGCCGUCCCAAUCAACGACUCCCAAGGCGGACUGGGCGCGUGCGAUGUUGCCGCAAAAGCCAUCUUCAGCUUCACGCACCUGGAACAAUUGGCGGUCUACGGCUGUAUUGCCAGUGCGCUUAUGGAAGCGAUUAGGAGACGGCAGAUCCGGAACCCCAGCACCCCGGGUUUCGAGCAUCUUCGUCUUCUGGCCGUCGAGCGGGACGUGCCUGGACGGAGCUCGUAUUAUGAUUAUGAGCGGCGCAAAUCAUACCCUCUCAUGGACCAGUCGGACUACUCCUGUCCUCGCUUCCCUGCCCUCAGAUCCGUCAUCUUUGCGGAUCGACGAUCCACAUGGUCGGAUACGUCGGGAAGGAAGAAGCGCAAAUACAUCCUUGGGAGCGAAAUCGGCUUCGAGGACUUUUUCGAGAAAUCGCAUCUCCAGUCAUUAUUCAGCCGAUACAGCUCCUUAGAGCAUGCCUUCUGGAUCAGAGGCUAUCCGGCGGAUCCCCUCGCCAUCAACAAUGACGUCUCGACCUGGGCGGAGCAGGGCGUGAUGUGCGGGGUCCGGCGGUACGAGGGGGACAAGACCGGGGUCCACUCGAAUCAUCUGGUCCUGUACAUUCCGGCGCGUGAGGGGACAUCGGAGUGGCUCAAGGCCAGGCGGAUGCUGCCUAUCGCGCUCAAUCGGAAGUCACUGGAAGAUAGGGGGUUUCUCGAGGCCUCGGCGGCAUUAUUGAUGGAAGGUGUUCCGACGGCGAUGGGAGAGGAGAGCGGCAUAUUAGGCUUGUAUCUCUCGGACCCUGGAGAAUUCCACACCCAGGCGGAUCUCGCUGGUAGAGGCAUUUUGCCUGCCUCCCGUUCCCUCUCUUCCUCGCAUUCCGCUCCCCCCCUUCCUCCUCCCCAACUACACACCAAUCCACCUGCGGCUCGCCUAGCAGAUCACCCUCAUCCUGAUCACCCCACACCUCGUCCCGUACUUCCCGCUCGGAACCUCCAUCACUCCCUCAUGCUCGACGAAGCAUCCGCUAUCCUACGAGCACCCGCCGAGAUAUUCGAGGCUAUAGCCCAUCUCGCAGAUGAGCAGACGAUAUGGCGCCUGAUGGGGACGGAUCGGAGAGUACGCAGUGCCGUCAGACCUGCGCUACUGCCGCAUUUGGAGAAGCAGGUCUUGGCUAUCAGCCCAGCCUACAAGAAGACGGGAGUCUUCGAGUUCCUCAACAAGACCGUCCUCGAGCGGGACUGCUGCGAGCUCACUCCUCUGCGGGAGCUGCAUACCCGAUUUCAGCCCAUCCUCGCGUCGACAAUCGAUGCCGCCAUCCGCGAUCUUACUCUCUACCCAGUCCGGGACGACGAUAGAGAGGCGGGAUGGAACACUCUCCGAGCGACAGCUCCUCAUCUCCGCCGACUGGAUAUCUUCGUCCUCGAUCGACAUAGGCUCAAGCCCAUCCGUGACGCCGUCCACCUGGACUCGUUCUCGGAUGCGGCUAGCGCCAGGCAGCAGCCUCCUCCUCAUCUAUGGGAGCAGUGGAAGGGCGUCCACGACUAUCUUCGGGAUUGGUCGGAGAUCCUUGGACCGCCCGCCAUAGUAUUCCCCCACCUCACCACCCUCAUCCUUGCUUCUACCGCUCGAGGCCUCCAACACCUGCAUCAACUCGCUCGAUACGCGCCCAACUUGGUGGCGUUGGAGUGGAAUCGGGUGGGUCUGGACGCAUGUGUGGCCCAAUUCGGCGCACUCGAGAGGCUCGUCAUUUCCGGUGCACCAUCCGGUGCUAUCUACGCCUCUCGGGACAUCAUCCAGCGGUCCCCACGCCUCCGAUACCUCAGCAUCUACACCCCGCCGGCAUUUGAUUGGCCAUACGAAGCCACCAAACAGGUCAUGCCGGACCUCGUGCGGCUGAUCUCGGACCACAAGCGGAUGUUCGACCUCGCCCUGUAUGGCGGUGCGGGCAGCGAGGUACAUCCCGACGUUGACUUCGCCCGUCUGAAGGCGCUGGAAAUAGAGGGUGAGUAUUACGGGCUCGGAAAAUGGCAGGCUAGAUGGCCGUUGCUUGUCCAGGAUGGUCGACAUGAAGCCCGCCUUCCAAGUCUGCGACGACUCGCCUUCGUCGACAGACGCACGAACAGCUCCGGAGCCUACGUUCUCGGCGCCCGCGACCGGACGGGUUAUACCGAUUUCUUCCCCUCCGACUCCCACUGCUGCGAGCUCUUCCACACAUAUCCUAAGCUGGAUAGGGUAGAGUGGCUCGCUGGAAUCCCGCUCGACCCACUCAAUUUCGGAACAACACCAAACCAGGAAACGCGUAUCGUCAGAUGCUCGGCAGAGCGCGAGCGCAACAUCGCGUCCCCCUCGCAGUAUCGCGUCGAGGUCCGCAUAUACCCGGAGUUUAGAUACCGAGCAUAUCCCAAGCCGGACUCUCGGGCACAUCCUGGCAAGCCCGACGCGUCUCGACGCGUCUCGACGCGUCUCACAUUCCUGAUUCUAUCUCGAAACCUCAGCUUUCUUCUCUUAUCCGUCUUGCACAGCUGCAGCUGGGAUGGUACAGCUGAUCUCUCAGCAGGUUUCAAUUCCGGCGUACUGAUCGUCCUAUACCGCACCAUUCCGCCCAUUCUGCCUCAAAUAACUCAAUCUUGUACCGCCAUGUCUUCCGAUAAUUACUUCCACAAACUGCACAAGCACAUCUGGGUGCAGAUCAUCGACCAUCUCACUCCAAUCCAACCCAAACCGCUCUCGGGACAUACCAAGGAGGAGGUCCCCGUCGGCGCAUCCGACUCCAAGGCGUACAAGAAUGGCCUGCCUUCUGUAUCUGAGCCGGGCGCUACGUCCAGGGAGGAUAUACGAGCAGGGGCUCUCGCAGCGCUGAUGAGGACGUCCAUUGCCUUCAACCAUCUAUGUUCAAGCCGCCUAUACACCAAUAUCAUCUGCGACGACUUCCCCGCCCUGCUGUCGCACAUCCACUCUCCCAAGGCUCAUCGCGCCAUCCUCUCCAAACGCGAGCUUCUCCUCAAAACCACCCAUCUCCACAUCGAGUACUCGCGCAAAGUCGGCCAGCCGACCUACCUACAGCAUAUGCGGGACACGGCAUUCUGGGCGGUCUGCGGCUCUCGGAACGAGUUUGACGGAGCCACCGUCGAGGCACGUAUCGAGGCCAUCGCGCUCCAAGCGAUGUUCAAGGCGUUCGAGCGGGACGGAGCGUUUCCUCCGGACCUAGGCCGCCUGACCCAUGUCUCGGUCGGAGCGAUCUUUGGGGGUCAAGACCGCGGUACGGGGGUCAAGCACUUUUGCUCUCGUGGCGGCUUCGGCCCACUCUCUCUUCCGCCCCUCAUCGUAUGGUGCCGGAACUCGGAGAAGAGGGGCAAGCCCGUCUUCACAUAUCACUAUGACAUCGGUACGGCCUACCCCUCCAUCGCGGCCGGUCACAAAACCCGGCACAUCCUCGAGACUCACAGUCGCGCGUACAAUAUCCCCACCGUCGCGGCCAUUACGCAAGGCGCUACCAUCAAUACUCUCGGUGAGAGGCCCUACACCUCCAUCCCCUGGGGCGACAAGUACCUUGAUCUCGAGGUGUACUCCAGCAGCCAGCGCAUCGGGGCAGCGUCAGAAGAGAACAUGCCGUUCCCACCGGUAGGGGCCGAAUCGCCGCGGAGGUGCGGUGAUGAACGGGACCGCGAGUUUGUGGCGCUUGCGGAGGCACGGCAGCUCAGAAAGCUGGAGGCGCAGGGAUGGCCCGCUCAGGAUGAUGAUCAGGUCAGCUGGAAAGCCUGGAUCGACGCCCCUCCUUGCGAGGCGUGCGGGUGCAUAGGCCUUUCCGUCGUCCUGGCUGCAGGACCGCACGCUCAAGCUCAACUGAAACGUACGCACGGACCUGCUCCGCUAUACCUCCUACACAGCAUGCCGGCCGAAGCCUACACUUUCAACGGAUUCCCGGAAGAAGUUAUCGCUGUCAUCGCUGGAUACAGCGAAGAGCUGGCGAUUUGGCGACUGAUGGCGACGAGUCGAGCGGUGCGGAAUGCGGCACAGCCAGCUCUGCAGCCGCAUGUAGCGAAGCAGGUCUUGAUUGCUCCUCUACCCUACGGAACGGAACUCUUCGAACCUAUCCCGAAGUCAACGCUUGACCGGGAGAACGCCCGGUAUACUACCUCGCGAGAGCUUCAUGAGCGAUUCCACCCCAUCAUCUCGUCGGCGGUCGGUACUUUCGUCCGUGACCUCCAGCUGGAAGUACGGGAUGACGAUCGGGAGGCAGGGUGGAAUACCCUUCGUCGCACGGCCACAUACCUCACUCAGCUCGACAUCUUCAUCCUCGACCGCUUCCGAACCCAGCCGGCGGAAUGGGAUGAUCCCUGGUACAAUGCAGACUACGACGACAGUGUCGGCGAGGAGGAGGACAGUGACGAUGAGAAGGACGGCGGGGGACGGCCGGACCCCGAGGCGUGGGGAUUGUGGUGGGAGGGUACGCCGGACUACUUGGAAGACUGGUCAGGCGUGCUCGGAACCCCACCCGUCCGCUUCUCCAACCUUACGAAGCUCACCAUGACGGCUACCAGUCGAGGUCUCCACCACCUCCACCAGCUGGCGCAGCUCGCGCCCAACCUCGGCGAUCUGACGUGGAAAUGCGACUGGGGCGGAGAAUUCACCUUUGGCGCGAUGGACGGACCCGAGCUGUCCGGUACAUUCCCAAACCUCGUAUCGCUCGCCGUCGUUGCUCACCCGAUGAUGACUGUCACCGCCGCCCUUAACAUCCCUCGAUGCUCGCCACGUCUCCGCUCUCUCCUCCUCCACAUCCCCAAUCCCACAACCAUCCCCAAUAUCGUCGACAACGAACUCGUGGACCUCGUACGGCUCAUUUCCCAGCGCAGGGGCUUGACGCGCCUCGGACUCUACGACGGGAUCGUCGACGACUUCCUCCACUGCGUACACGGGCUCCAAGCUGAAGGCCCCUCCUGCUGCGGCUUCGCACACCUUAUAUCACUCGCCCUCGAGCGGCAGUAUGAGGAGGAUGAGGAAAUGAUGGACGACGAAGGGGAGAUGCCGAAUUAUUGGCCUUUACUGGAGGAUUCUUCGACGAUCACUCCUCGUUUCCCCAAAUUACCGCCAAAAAUUCACUUCCGGCGCCUUCACCCUUGGGGAGUUGGACGCAACAGGCUACACCGACUUUUUCGACUCAGAACUGUGCCUGCAAGGCCUCUUCCGGAACUAUCCAAGCCUUCAACGCAUACAAUGGAUCGCCGGUCUACCUCUCGACCCCUUCUCGUUUACCAAGGCGACUCGGGCGGAACGCAACGUCAAGUGCGUCGUGUCGCGAUCGGCCGGAUCGACUAUGGACUCGGGUCUGCCCUUGGCUACCGGUGA
Molecule: messenger RNA, 6243 nt
Organism: Dioszegia hungarica
Lineage: Eukaryota; Fungi; Basidiomycota; Tremellomycetes; Tremellales; Bulleribasidiaceae
Exons: 19
Coding region: 1-6243 (2080 amino acids)
Source: RefSeq, a predicted model, not a curated record